AUGCCGCCACCUCACGACCACGAGCCAUCCGAAACGAGCCCGCUCCUGGGCGAGCGCCGCCGCACCUCCGACGGCCUGCAAGUGCUCGCGCCGCAGCCCGUCCCGGAUGGCGCCGAGGACGAGGAGAACAACGGCGCCGGGUAUGACGACGGGGAGGGGGGAGACAACGAUGGUGGGGACUUGGAGAGGCAGGAGAGCCAUGUCAGCGAGGGGGGCUCGUCGCUGAAACACAAGGGCUUGCCGGAGGUGAAGAAGAGGAUGAAGUAUAUUUUGCCGGCUGUGGCUGUCGGGAUCUUCCUCGCGGCGGCAGACCAGACGAUUAUUGUUUCCAGCUACGGACGAAUUGGCUCGGACUUGGGAGCAUUGAACAACACGUCGUGGAUUGCGACAGCGUACUUUUUGACCCUCACGUCCUUCCAGCCGCUGUACGGCAAGCUCUCGGACAUCUUCGGGCGCAAGUCCUGUCUGCUCUUCGCCUACAUCAUCUUCGGCAUCGGCUGCCUGGCGUGCGGGCUGGCGCGCAACAUGAACGAGCUGAUCGCGGCCCGGGCGUUCGCAGGAAUCGGCGGCGGCGGCAUGACGACGGUGGUGUCCAUCAUGAUGAGCGACAUCGUCACUCUGCGGGAGCGCGGCAAGUGGCAAGGCUACAUCAACAUCGUCUUCGCGACGGGCGCGGGCACCGGCGCGCCGCUAGGCGGCAUCCUCGCCGACCGCGUGGGCUGGCGGUGGGUCUUCCUCUUCCAGCCGCCGCUCUGCCUCGUCGCCAUUCUCGCCGUCACGCUCGCCCUCAAGCUGCCCGCGCGCGACCACGCCCACUGGGCCGCCAAGCUGCGCCGCGUCGACUUCCUCGGCGCCGCCGUCCUCAUCUCCGCCGUCUUCAUGCUGCUCCUCGGCCUCGACCGCGGAUCCAACGUCGCCUGGCGCGACCGCCUCACCCUCGCCUGCCUGGGCUCCUCCAUCCCACUCAUCGCCAUCUUCCUCCUCGUCGAGACCAAGUUCGCAUCCGAGCCCUUCGCGCCAGGCCACAUCAUCUUCUCCCCCUCCCUCGUCGCCUGCUACGCCUGCAACUUCUUCUCCUUCGCCGGCUACAUGGCCGCCCUCUUCUACCUCCCCCUCUACUUCCAAGCCGUCGACGCCGCCUCGGCCACCCUCGCCGGCCUCCGCCUCAUCCCCGGAAUCCUCUUCGGCGUGUCGGGCUCCCUCUUCGGCGGCUUCUACAUGCAGCACACCGGCCGCUUCUACGCCCUCACCGUCGCCGCCUACGCCGCCCUCGUCGCCGGCGCCGCCCUCAUCUUCGCCUGCGCCGGCGUCCUCGUCGACUCCGUCCCGGGAAUCGUCGCGGGCUUGUGCAUCGCUGGCUUCGCAAACGGCGUAGGCGUCACCACCACACUCAUCGGACUCAUCUCCAACGCAGCGCACGCAGACCAGGCGGUGGCGACCGCGUGCUCGUACCUCUUCCGCAGCCUCGGCAGCGUCUUCGGCGUCUCCAUCGCCGCGACGCUGGUCAACCAGGAGUUGCGGCUGCGCCUGGCCCGCGCGCUGGGCCCCGGCGACGAGGCGGCGCGCUUGGCGGAGCGCGUGCGCGAGAGCAUCGAGGUCAUUUGGAGCUUGCCGCCGGAGGUGCAGGUGGUGGUGCGCAGGUGCUAUGCUGAGAGCACGCGCGUGGCGUUUGGGCUGAUGAUUGCGCUGGUGGCGGGCGCGGCGGUGGCGGCGUGGUUUGUGAGGGAGAGGAGGCUGGGUGGGAAGUGA
Diplodia corticola is the source of this 1749-nucleotide messenger RNA. RefSeq names its product mfs multidrug transporter. Gene Ontology annotation, cellular component: fungal-type vacuole membrane. The coding region runs from base 1 to 1749 and encodes 582 amino acids. The transcript has 3 exons. Gene Ontology annotation, molecular function: basic amino acid transmembrane transporter activity. Gene Ontology annotation, biological process: basic amino acid transport; transmembrane transport. Lineage: Eukaryota; Fungi; Ascomycota; Dothideomycetes; Botryosphaeriales; Botryosphaeriaceae. The record is from RefSeq and is a predicted model, not a curated record.